CUGUCCACUUGAAGAGGUACCAACCGAAAGGGAAGGUGUUACCAUGCAGCGAACGACAGGUGUGAAAACCGCGACGGUAAUUGUAGUUCUUGUUUACCAGAUGACCAGCAUCAAGAUUUCAUCCAGAUCCACAGGCUGCUUUGCCUUUAUGGAGGCAUGCAUAUCAGAGUCAGCUUUCUGUGAGAAAUCCUCUCUCAGAAACAUAUGUCAUCCUAAAGAUGGAAGUUGCCAAAUAAAAGUCUCAAAGGUCUGUAACAUGACCAUCCACUCCAUUCUUGAUCAAUAUCCUACAGUGAGAGGGUGUCUGUGUGCAUGGGAGGAGCCCUGUACCUCUCUGGGACUACCCACUUCACAAUGCCUCCCUGAGACAGGUGCAACCAUUCUCUCAUACAUAGUACAGAUUUGCCAGAAGUCCCACCACUGUGCGUUAGUGUAUAAAAAGUUGAAGGACUCAUGCCAGAAAGGAAAAAAACAGUGCAACUCUCCAAGCUCUCAGCGCCACUGUCUGUCAUUGUGGAUGGAACUCCAGAGCACCUCUCUGUCUAAUUGUACAUGCGCCCUGAGCAGAAGAAAGUGCCAAGGGAUAUGGAGUGUCGUGAACAACAACUCCUGCAUUCAGAACGCACUGGAGGCAUUGGCUUCAACGGGUCUACAUGAUUUAAAGGACAGGUCAAAUACAAGAAAGAAGUUAACUGUCCAUAUAGCACAACAGAAGAAGAGUUCAACUGUGGAUUGGAAAAGUAGCAGUCUGAAAGAAUACGUUCAUGACAUUGAUGGGUCCUGUUUGCAACAGAUGACAAUCUGCCUCCAUGAUGAUGUCUGCAACAGGCAGAUGGUUCCUCUUGUGCAGACGUGUUUGGCAAAGCAAUGCAACAGCACUCGCUGUCGACAGGUCACUCAACAGCUCUACGCUGGUCUGCCAUACAACAUCGCAGAGAUGUUCGUCCUCUGUGAAUGUGACCCAGGCGAUCCGGACUGUCUGCAUAUGAAGGAGGGUCUGCACAGUGGCACAUGUGGAGAACAUUUGGAGGAGGCCAGGACCCAAAUCUGUCUGGAAAUCUUUGACAACUCUGCAGGUUUGAACCGUUUAGAAGCUCUCCUAUCAAACUGCUGGGACACUGAAGACACACCAUGCAGUGAUUUUGCUAUGGAUGAAUGCACUAGUCUUCUGGAUCCUGCUCUUAUUCUUGGAGGAGAUGCAAAGUGCAGAAUGGCUUUGAUCGCUACCAUGGGAACAACACUUCAGCAUCCCUGUACAUGUGGUGGACUUCACAGCAAAGACCUAUACAAGUGCAACAUGAUGCGUGAAGUUCUUCACAACCGAACGCAUUUUAUGUCACCAGUGAAGAAAGAAAGUACUCCUUAUGUGCCACCUCCAAUGAGUGAACCAGAAUCAGGAUACGAAUGGUUGAGUGAUCAGCUGUUGAAUGUUUUUGCAUACAUACUGCUUGUUGCAGUAGUACUGUUGGGAGUCAUGAUUGUUUUUCACAUACGGAAGCACAAAGGGAACAAAAAGCCUCAAUUUCACCCUCCUGAUAAAAAUUGUGUUGUAAUUUUCUGACCUUGACACUCAAACGCGUGUAUCUGUGUAUAUAUUAUGCAUAUGAUUAUGGUACAGUAUGCAAUGGUAUAUGUCUGAUAAUGCAGAACCUGCAUUUUCUGAUCUAAUUUAGAUUUAUUGGUAUCUAACAGCUUUUUGAAAAUACUACUUGAUCAACAUUUCCUUAGCUACUUAUACUAAUAUGUCAUAACAUGACUCUGUUUUAAGAUAAUUUUGUGCAAUUAAAACAAAUGUACGGCCAUAAGCUAUUUCUGCUAUCCUUGUUAGCUUGAGUGUCAGAACACAGUGGCGUGGUUUAUGUGAUAACUCCUGGAAAAAGCUGAUAGCGCUCUAGUAACUGGUACACAAUGCAGUCAGUAAGGGACAUUAUACAACUGGUUAU
Molecule: messenger RNA, 1943 nt
Organism: Oncorhynchus masou masou (cherry salmon)
Lineage: Eukaryota; Metazoa; Chordata; Actinopteri; Salmoniformes; Salmonidae
Gene: gfral
Product: GDNF family receptor alpha like
Exons: 10
Coding region: 44-1561 (505 amino acids)
Biological process (GO): nervous system development
Cellular component (GO): signaling receptor complex; external side of plasma membrane
Molecular function (GO): signaling receptor activity
Source: RefSeq, a predicted model, not a curated record